Medicago truncatula (barrel medic) is the source of this 860-nucleotide messenger RNA. RefSeq names its product olee1-like protein. The record is from RefSeq and is a predicted model, not a curated record. NCBI's taxonomy places the organism in Eukaryota, Viridiplantae, Streptophyta, Magnoliopsida, Fabales, Fabaceae. The transcript has 2 exons. The coding region runs from base 115 to 651 and encodes 178 amino acids.
CUUGCAUGCUCCUACAUAAGACUUUGUAGUAUCACAUUGUUUUUCAUUACAAGGGGAAAUAAAAAUCAGAACAAUAUACCACCAUCAACAAACAACAAUAAAUAAACAAAUAAAAUGGCAAGAUCAUUUGCUAUCGUUGCUCUCAUUGUCUCAGCUUUUUGCUUCUCAUAUGUCUUGGCUGCACCAAAAGUUGCACCAAAGGCUGCAACAGAUAAAGUUAAUUUUUUCGUUGUUUAUGGCCAGAUCUACUGUGAUCCUUGCGGCUUCGACAUGCAGACAAGGAUUAGCAAACCCCUAGGAGGUGUUAAAGUGACUUUCGAGUGCACAAAGGGUGAGAAAAAUGUGACAUUGGUGAAGGAGACUACCACCCACGAAAAUGGUAUCUACAACUUUCAAAUUGAAGGUGCUCACGAGGAAGAGGUUUGCAAGGUGAAAGUAAAUGGAAAGGGUCCAUGUACAUAUAACAUAGACAAGGAAUACGAAAUGACUGUCCCCACCAAGAACCUGGGUGUAACUACCUCUUCUUUGCAACGUUUUGUUAAUCCCAUUCAAUUCAGUCCCGAUGCCAAUAGAAUUAAUUCUGAUCAUUGUGGAAAGCUUGGCACUGAGUUGGGCUUGGACAAGAUUGAUGUACCGGAAGAUGAAGAUUGAUUAAACAAUCAUUCAACUUAUUUAUUAAUCCUAAACCAAAAAUAAAAUAAAAGCCAUUUAAUGUUGCGAAAAUUCUAUUGGCACAAUUGACCUGGAUCUGUUUAAAUUAUUAUUUCUCUGCAAAAAUGUGUUGUUGGUUAUUAUGUGUAACUAUACAAACUCAUGUUCAUUGAAUAUUGAAUGAGAAUUUGGAGAGAUUUGGUAUUUUA